CUGGAGUCAUAGACAUAAUGUCUGCUCAGACUGAUGUUCUCAUUGUUGGCGGUGGUCCCUCUGGCCUCAUCUGCGCGCUCGCCCUCGCGCAGAACGGCGCACGUGUUCGCGUUAUCGACAAGCUCGCCACACCGCGUCUCGGGCAGAAAGGUUCUGGCAUUCAGCCGCGCACCAUCGAGCUCUACAAGUUCCUCGGCCUGCUCGACGACGUCCAGGCGCGCUCCGGCUACCCGCAGCCGCUCGUGCACUACAAGCUACCCGGCGGGACGGAGAUCGAGCGCGAGUUCGCGAUGGCAGAGCGCGUGGAGCCGACGCCGGACGUGCCGUAUUCCAACGCCCUCAUGCUCGCGCAGGACCGGCACGAGACGCUCCUCCGCGAGCACCUCGCGCGACACGGCGUCCAGGUUCAGAUGAGCACCGAGCUCCUCGACUUUACGCAAGACGCCGACAAGGUGCAUGUACGACUCGCCAAGGGCUCUGACGACGCGGAGAAGGCGGUGGAGGAGCUCGACGUCAAGUUCCUCAUCGGCGCGGACGGCGGGCACAGCAAGGUCCGCAAGCUGCUCGGGCUCAAGUUCGAGGGCGAGACGCGGCAGAUGGACAAGAUUGUGAUUGGGGAUAUUAUGGUGAAGCCGCCGGGGCUGAAUAGGAGCAAAUGGCACUCAUGGGGAGAUGCGAAGAGCAAGAUCGUCAUGAUGCGCCCCUCCGAGGACCAAGACCUCAACAGGCUGGCGCUGAUGGUCAGCGGGCCCGAGAUCGACUACGAGAAGACGGCGUCGAGCAGGGAGGAGUUCAUCAAGGUCUUCCAGGAGAUCAGCGGGCGGACGGAUAUUGAGUUUGGAGAAUUGGUGACGCUGGGGAUAUUUAGACCAAACAUCCGGAUGGUGGACAAGUUCGGCGAGGGGCGCGUCUUCGUAGUUGGAGAUGCUGCGCACACCCACAGUCCCACCGGUGGGCAAGGCAUGAAUUCCUGCGUCCAGGAUGCAGUUAACCUCACCUGGAAACUCUCGCUCGUCCUCAGAGGCCUCGCCCCGCUCUCCCUCCUCCGCACCUACACCGACGAGCGCGUGCCCGUCAUCCGCGAGAUGCUCGGCCGCACGACGCGCCUGCUCGACCGCACGCUGCGGCCGGGCGACAACGCGGAUGAGGGCUGGCGCCGCGGCGGCGCGCUCUUUAUGCUUGGCGUCCAUUGUCGGUGGAGCCCGCUUGUCGUCGACGAGCGUCGGGAGCCCCCGUCGGUCGAUGAGAGGGAGAGCGCGUACGUGGGCGCGAGGGGCGUGUGCGCGGGCGAUCGGGCGCCGGACGCGCCGGUGGAGGGGGGCGUGGGCCACCUAUUCGACUUGUUCAAGCCGACGCACCAUGUCGUGUUGGUGUUCUCGGCGGAUGCGGCGCAGGUCGACGCGGCCGUGGAUGCAGUCGCCGGUCUUCCACAAGGUUUGGCGGAGGUCACGGCUGUGCUGCCAAAGGGGACCGCCUCAGGCGUGGCGACAAAGGCAGGGCAUACGUUGACGGAUACGGACGGGCACGCGUACAAAGCGUACGAGGUUUCCAGCGACCCGACGAUCGUCGUGAUCAGGCCUGACGGGGUCAUCGGCGCCAUCUUGAAGAGCGCUGCAAGUGUGGAGAAGUACUUCAGGAAUAUUCUUACCUACGCGUAGAUACAGCGUCAUGCAUAUGCACAUGUACAAUUGGGAGGAGAUGUUUGUAUGAUACCUUUCAGCUUCUAUUGACCGCGGCGUUGUGACAUGGUAUAGGUUCGAGCAUGAAGUCAUCAAAUUCCCCGAGGGCCGUUGGAGGAUCGGUGCGCCAGUAAGAUAUGCCAUCAAGUUCGGCCUGUGGGAUGGCGCAGGACAGGUACUUUAUGUGCUUCCAGAUCGUAAACGAAUCAGAGGAGAGGGCGGCGGACAGUUGAUUGGCAAUCCGAC
This is a messenger RNA of Schizophyllum commune H4-8, 1925 nucleotides long. RefSeq lists its product as uncharacterized. The record is from RefSeq and is a predicted model, not a curated record. Bases 18 to 1658 code for a protein of 546 amino acids. Gene Ontology annotation, molecular function: FAD binding. Lineage: Eukaryota; Fungi; Basidiomycota; Agaricomycetes; Agaricales; Schizophyllaceae. The transcript has 9 exons.